AUCAACGUCCUCCGCUCUUCUUCUGCCCUAAAAUUGACCAUCUUAUUAAAGCCUCCGCCUUCGACUUCCGCCUUCGACCUCAGCCGUCUCUAUUCAAGCCUCCGCCUUUGAACUCCGCCCUCCGCCGUCUCCAAGCCACCGCCUUCGACUUCAGUCGUCUCCAAGGCUCUGCUUUCGACCGACUUCAAGCCUCCGCCUUCAAGCUCGACCGACCAUCAACAGCGACCUCCGAAAAUUCUCCUCCUCGGUUUCUUCUAACACUAAGACCCUCAUCAAGUGAAGAGAUAAAUCCUAAUGGGUAAACAACUUGCAAAGAAAAGAGCAGUAAAGAGGUCCAACCCCCUGGCCCAGGUUGAAGACACAAAGAAGAGAUUGAGGAAGAAGAGCAAUGAUUUAGAAAUUCAGACUGCACUCCCAAGUUCUGCAGGUAGCCUUUCUUCAGACGAAGAGGAUGUGCACAAUGAACAAGUAGCAUUUGACUGCUUGUUAAACCAGUUGGGAUCACGUAGUGACAAGAUGACUAGCUUGUAUAAGAGGAGACGAAGGGAGCAAAAAGGCUUGGAGGAAGAUGAAGAAGAUGAAGAAGAUGGUGAUGAAUAUUCUAUGUUUGACGGGGAAAAUGGUGGUGAGGAAGGCUCGGACAGUGAACCUAUGGAUGAUUCUGAAGGUGAAUAUCUCAGACGAUGCGGGCAUUCUCAAAUUAUGAAGCAGAGAGAGGAACAUGAAACUGGAGACAAAGAUGCUGCCUCUAGCGGGGAUGAUACAAAUGGUUCUGAAAAUGAUAGCCAUACAAAUGUUGAUGAAAUAGCUAGCAUAUGCUCUUUCCAUCGUCACCUGGAGGACAUUCUAACAGAUGAACAUGCUGAUGAGUUGACAAAAUCUAUAUGGAAAUAUAAGUGGGAAAUGCCUGCAACUGGCAGAUCAAUGUCGAAGUGGAUGGGAACAGGCGAACGCUUGUCAAUGGAAGUUAGCAGUGACUCGGUGUAUGGGGUCAAGCAAAAACUCUACAAGCAUUGGCUAGACAUCUUCAAGGCAUCUGCUUUUGCUGAUUUAGAUCCUCAGUUGAGAUUCUUCUUUUCACUUUGCCAUAGCUAUCGUGAUAUAAUGCAUUGUAACAAGAAGCCAUUUUAUCUUAAAGGUGAGGAGGAUUCAGUUAUCAUGGACGCGUACCUUAUGCAUGCUUUAGAUCAUGUUUUUAAGACAAGGGAUCUUGUGAGCAAGAAUAAUGCAAAAAUUAGCACAGAUCCAGAUGGUAAAAUGGAGGAGAUUCUUAGUGCAAGCAAUUUCCUUGAUCAUGGUUUUACACGUCCCAAGGUGAUGUUUUUGCUGCCACUUGGAAGCAUCGCAUUACAUGUUGUCAAAAGGCUAAUUCAACUUAUUCCAACAUCAAAUAAAACCAAUAUAGAGCACAUGGAUCGCUUUUUGAAGGAGUUUGGAACUGAUGACACUGAAGAAGAAGACAAGGAUUCAAAAACUAAAAAACCUGUGAAGCCUAAAGACUUUCAACGUCUGUUUGGUGGAAACAACAAUGAUCACUUUAUGAUAGGCAUAAAGAUAACGAAGAGAAGCAUAAAAUUCUACCAUGAUUUUUAUUCAUCAGAUAUCAUUAUAGCAUCACCUCUUGGAUUGAUCGCUAAAAUUGGAGAAGCAGAGGCAGAAAAGGCAAAGGAUGUUGAUUAUCUAUCGUCAAUAGAGCUUUUGAUCAUUGAUCAUGCAGACGUGAUAGCAAUGCAGAAUUGGUCCCAUUUGAAUACUGUAGUUGAGCAACUGAAUCAUAUGCCUUCUAAACAACAUCAAACUGAUGUCAUGCGCAUUAGGCAGUGGUAUCUAAAUGGGCAUGCACGCUUUUAUCGACAAACAAUAUUGUUAGGUGCUUUUCUUAACCCAGAUAUGAAUGCACUUUUCAAUCGGUCCUGUAUGAAUUAUGAGGGGAAGGUUAAAUUGCUGAGCGAGUAUAAAGGUGUCCUUCCUAAAGUGCUACCUCAAGUGAAGCAGGUGUAUCAGCGUUUUGAUGCUUCUUCAAUUGUUGAUGUUGAUGAUGCACGCCUUGAUUACUUUUCUAAUAAGGUGUUUCCUAAAAUAAAGGAUUCAGUGGAGGGAGGCAUCAUGUUAUUUGUCAGUUCCUAUUUUGAAUACGUGAGAGUGCGGAAUUUCUUAACAUCUCAGAAUGCUUCCUUCUGCUUAUUUGGAGAUUAUGCAGAGCCACGUGAUAUAUCUCGUGCACGUGUGUGGUUUUUUGAGGGCAAGCGGAAGAUCAUGCUUUACACCGAAAGAGCUCAUUUUUAUCGCAGAUACAAGAUUCGUGGAAUAAAGAAUUUAUUUAUCUACUCUCUACCUGAAAGAAAAGAAUUCUACCCUGAGAUAAUUAAUAUGCUAGAAGGAUCAAACAACUUGAUGUGCAAUGUGCUCUUUUCACGCUUUGAUCAUCUUCGGCUGGAGAGAGUCGUUGGGACUGGAGCUGCCAAGAGGAUGGUGUCCUCUGAUAAGAAGAUCUUUGUUUUUGCCUGAGUAUACAAAUGCAUUUUAGUUCAAAGGUGGGAGUUUCUGCAAGAUGAGGGCAUCACGUUUAGCGUUCUAAUUAUGUUUUUUAUUUUCAUUUCUUUCCCAGAUGUGGGGAAAUAUGUUGUCCCCACCUAAUUAUUUCUUUUUUAAUUGUGGGUAAUUGCCCUUGUUGGUUGUGUAACAACAGAUUUUCAUGACUUCGGAUAGUGCUAAA
Molecule: messenger RNA, 2716 nt
Organism: Asparagus officinalis (garden asparagus)
Lineage: Eukaryota; Viridiplantae; Streptophyta; Magnoliopsida; Asparagales; Asparagaceae
Product: U3 small nucleolar RNA-associated protein 25
Exons: 26
Coding region: 295-2508 (737 amino acids)
Biological process (GO): maturation of SSU-rRNA from tricistronic rRNA transcript (SSU-rRNA, 5.8S rRNA, LSU-rRNA)
Cellular component (GO): small-subunit processome; nucleolus
Molecular function (GO): U3 snoRNA binding; rRNA binding
Source: RefSeq, a predicted model, not a curated record